AAGUACGAGUCACCUAAUAUACUUAUCAACAGUCACAAUGGGAAACUCGUGGAAUAGGAGGGAACUCUGGAUGGCCAAACACCUUUGAUUCAGGUAACUUUGCGAAUGCAAAACCUCAGCAACAAACGUUGUUUGGUAGAACUGGCAACAAAGAGAUUAAUGGAGUUCAGUCUCAUGACUCGAGCAAUUUUAGAUCAUCCGAAGAUCCUCAUUUUCUUCGUAGAGCUUCUGCUGCUUGUGCUCGUUCUGAUUACUACUUCAAUGACCUCGCAGAGACUGAUUCAGCGGAUGACAUAUUCUUGUACAGGCUUCUGGAGUUUAACAUACUUGCUUUAAUGCAUGAGCUCCUUGCUUGAAGAUGAUGUCCUCCCACUGCAAUCUCUCUACAUUGGAAUGCCAUCUGAAAGCGGUUCAACGAACAAAAUGAUGGAAUUUCAGAGUAUGUCUUGUGAUACAGAUGGAGAGGGAAAUUUGAAGUGCUUCACUGAUCCCAACCUCUCUUGUUCACAAAGCUCAUAUAAUGAAUAUUCACAGGCAUCUAAACUUAGUUCUCGAAACAACUCAGGCCGCAGUAGCUGUCCAUCAGUAGAGGUACCGGAGACUAGGGACCGGGUUCCGUCUAACCAUGAAGAACAAAUGAAGACAAGGAAAUUAGAGGCUAAUGAUUUGUCGUCAAUUGAAGAAUCGGUGCUGAUGGGGCUUGAGAAUGUCCUAAACCAGUUGAGUGAUGAGACUCGAAUUUGCCUUCGAGAUUCCAUGUACCGACUUGCUGAACACUCAGAGCAGCAGACAUCAAAUAAUGCUAUGGAAGAUGAACCUUCAAUGCCUGAAACUAGUGAUGAGUGCUCAAGUUCAUUUCUUACAAAUGGCGGCUUCCAGAUCAAGAACAAUGGAGAUACCUGAAUCAGAAACCAAUGUAAUCGACAGAGCUGUAGCAUACAUGAUGUUUAACCAGGUGAAUGAAAAUUAACAAGAAUAUGUUCCUGCAUUAUCGCCUGAAUAUGUUCAUAAUGGCAUGAACUUUGCUGCAACAAGAGACUCUGAAUCUUCUGAUUUAUUAGCGCAAUGUGAAUCCUACCAGUCAGAUUUCGGUGUUGUUGAAAACACAUUCUAAAGUUUCGACAAAAGAUAAUGUAUAUAUACUUAUCUACUUAAUUUACUUAGGUCAUCAUGCAGGUGCACUGAAAUAGUUGCAUUUUUGCUGAAGUUUUGAUCAAUUGCUCAGUAUAUGAGCUAGUUAGUCAAAUAACUUGAGAGUGUUAGUUUUGCACAAUGUACUCUAGUUUUGUAUACAUUGGCUUUACACACGUCUUGAUAUGAAUAUGUGAUCUGGGAUCUACUUAUCCUCUAUAUUGAACUUCUGAUUCAUUUCU
This is a messenger RNA of Chenopodium quinoa (quinoa), 1373 nucleotides long. Its product is annotated as protein LNK3-like. The record is from RefSeq and is a predicted model, not a curated record. Lineage: Eukaryota; Viridiplantae; Streptophyta; Magnoliopsida; Caryophyllales; Amaranthaceae. The coding region runs from base 340 to 903 and encodes 187 amino acids. Gene Ontology annotation, biological process: regulation of DNA-templated transcription; circadian rhythm. The transcript has 5 exons.